GAAAUAAAAAACACCGGCGAUUUCUCGCAUUGUGUGCGGUUCAUAAUGAAAAACUAAAACGAAAUCAUGAGCCUCAGGUCUCCCAUGUUUUUUGCCGUGUGCGUAGUUUGAUUUGUAGUCGGUGCGGUUGUCAUGUAAACAGCGAUAUGCGGCUUUAAUCAAGGCUUUACUUUAGUCGUCUACGGACUGGCGCGCUUGCUGAUCACGUUGAAUCAGCCGCCACAUUUCACGCUUUCAUUGCGCGCGUGUUGAAGAUUCCACGCAGAUUCAUUGAAUCAGGGCAUAACAAAGCUGUGUCCGAAUAACAUUUGUGAAAGAAGCGAACAAUCAAAGUGUCAAUGUCAUGAAACCACACGAAUCUAAUGUGUAUUCAGUGAGUUUUAAACGAAUUUAAUGCAAAAACUCCAAAGAUUGUCCAUAGUAUUAUUAUUAAGAUGAAUUUUAUCGACGAGUUCAAGACAAACAUCUACAAUUUUGCAGUGGAAUACAUUGACAUCGAUUACUCACUAUGGUUGUCCUGGUUGUUAAUGCCACUGCUAAUCACGAUAUUAUUGCCUUUGAUAAUCGGCGUUUUGUUGUAUUUGUCUGCAUUGAUACUUUACAUCUAUAAACUGCAUUGGGUGGCAUUAAAAAGAACAAUUGACCUGCGAGAUGUGUGGAGUACUGCUAUUAAACUUAUUUCUGCCAUUUGGGAUGGCCAUGGAUGGAUAUGGCAUGGUUAUGAAGUAAAUGGUUUGGAUAAUAUUCCUAAAGACACUCCAGCUCUUCUAGUCUAUUAUCAUGGCUCAAUUCCAAUUGAUGCUUAUUAUCUAUGUGCCAAAACAUAUCUAUAUCACAACAGAUUGAUACGUACAGUUGCUGACAAGUUUCUAUUUAAAGUUCCAGGUUUUCCUAUUAUUGCUGAUGCAUGCAAAGUGAUACCUGGUACAAUUCAAUCAUGCUCAGCCAUUUUAAAAGAGAAUCAUCUUCUGGCAAUCUCACCAGGUGGUGUUUAUGAAGCACAGUUCAGUUCGAGCAGUACUUAUAAUAUUUUAUGGAAAAAGCGCUUGGGUUUUGCUAAAGUCGCUAUAGAUGCUAAAUGUCCAAUCAUUCCCGUAUUUACUGAAAAUAUCAAGGAAGCCUUUCGAAAUGCAAUGUUUGGAAGCCUCGGUAGGAAAUUUUAUUUGAAAUUGUAUACGUGGACGAAAUUUCCAUGUUCCUGGGCAUAUGGUGGGUUUCCUGUUAAACUUGUCACGCAUAUUGGGACACCGAUACCAUAUGAUCCAGCGUUAUCCCCAGAAGAAUUACAAAUUAAGAUAAUGACCGCACUGAAUGAUCUAAUCAUGAAGCACCAGCGAUUACCUGGUAGCAUAUCACAUGCUCUCUUAGACCGCAUCCCGUACUUUCGAAGAAAACACAAACAGAAACAAGAGGAGAAGCUGAAAAAUCUAUGACAUAUUAUAAAAGUAUAUAUUAUGUACGCAUUAUUGUAAGUUGUAAGCAAAAUGGUAUUGAGGACAUUCCCGAUGGUUCAUUAACUUAAUAUUUUGUGCAGUAUUUGAUUUUAGCAUAUUUAUGUAUGAAGCAAAGCAAAGCAAGUGUUUGUAAGAAAUAUUUUUGUAAUUUAUGAUGUAAAUAUCAUCAAGUGUAACUUAUGUUACUUGUGUUAUUUGCUAACAUCUCGUUUUACUUGACUAACACUAUUUAAGCAUACCAAGUCAAUAUUUUUUGUUGUUUUUUUUUUAAUUAUGUAUGUUUUAUUACUUUGGUGGCAUUUGUUUUGUAUAUAAUUUGUUUGAAGUA
Messenger RNA from Dalotia coriaria, 1782 nucleotides. Its product is annotated as DGAT1/2-independent enzyme synthesizing storage lipids. Gene Ontology annotation, molecular function: acyltransferase activity. NCBI's taxonomy places the organism in Eukaryota, Metazoa, Arthropoda, Insecta, Coleoptera, Staphylinidae. The transcript has 6 exons. Bases 435 to 1433 code for a protein of 332 amino acids. The record is from RefSeq and is a predicted model, not a curated record.